AUGCCUUCUUCGUUUAGUGACACCCUGUAUAUUUAUUGUUUUCUUUCAUAUCUCUCGACAACAUGGAAGAUAAACUACAUCUGGCAGAAUUCUUUCUUUCUUUCUUUCUUUCUUUCUUUCUUUCUUUCUUUCUUCAUGUUAUUCGACUUGGGUUUUCUUUCAAGCUCUUUCCCGUUCUUUCUUCCAUUGUUUCACUUCCUGAUUCAUUGGUCUUUCAUUCAAACAUCCUUCCUCCAUCAUGUUGGCCGCCUUGAUUUGACCUUUCAAGUAUUCUUCAGUUAUUUCUUUUUCUGUUUCGUUUCUUUUUUCUUUUGUUCAAGCUACCAUCACUUAAAUCUUUCUUUCUGUUUCCUUCUCUUCCUUUCUGUUCUGUCUCCUUUCUCCCUUUGUCAUUUGUUUCUUUCUUCAUGUCAUUUCUUUCUUUCCUUCUUUUCUCCUUUCUUCAUGUCGUCUGCCUUUGUUUUGUUUCUUCCGUUCUUUCAUUGUUUCUUUUCUUUUUCAGUAGUUUCUCUUCCUUCCUUUAUGGUGCACAUUCUAAAUUCUCUUUCAAGCAUUCUUUCUUUCUUUCUUUCUCUCUUUCUUUCUUUCUUUCUUUCUUUCUUUCUUUCUUUAUGUUAUGCACUAAUGUUUUCUUUUUCAAACCUCCUUCAUUCUUUCUUCCUUUCUGUCUCCUUCCGUUCCUUUCUGUCGCCAUUCUUCUCUUGUCGUAUAUUUCAUUUCUUUCUACAUGUCUACCUUAAUUUCGUUUUCAUUUUAUCUUCCUUUCUUUCUUUCUUUCUUUCUUUCUUUCUUUCUACUCCCCAACACUUCUUUCUUUCUUUCUUUCUUUCUUUCUUUCUUUCUUUCUUUCUUUCGUUAUGUUGUCCGCCUUGGAUUGAGUUCCAAUUUAGAUUUCUUUCUUUCAUGGUUUCUUUUCUCUUUCAUUUGUUUCUCUUCCUUCCUUCUUCUUUUCCUUCCUCCCUUCCUUUCUUUAUGUUGCCCGUUCUGAAUUCUCUUUCAAUCAUUCUUUCUGUCUUUAUUUCAUUGUUUACUUCCUUUCUUCUUUCUUUAUGCAUUGAAUAA
Acanthosepion pharaonis is the source of this 1062-nucleotide messenger RNA. Lineage: Eukaryota; Metazoa; Mollusca; Cephalopoda; Sepiida; Sepiidae. The record is from the annotation of a GenBank genome assembly.